Octodon degus (degu) is the source of this 770-nucleotide messenger RNA. It is a transcript of the gene Nrg4, whose product is annotated as neuregulin 4. The transcript has 9 exons. Lineage: Eukaryota; Metazoa; Chordata; Mammalia; Rodentia; Octodontidae. Gene Ontology annotation, molecular function: chemorepellent activity. The record is from RefSeq and is a predicted model, not a curated record. The coding region runs from base 276 to 623 and encodes 115 amino acids. Gene Ontology annotation, biological process: animal organ development; intracellular signal transduction; nervous system development.
GGGGCCGGCGCGCGCACGAGCAGACGCAGCGCGGGCUCGUGGAGUGAGGGCUGAGGGAUACACCUGUUUCUAAUUUUUGGAAGUAAUUACUAUGACAUCACAAACCCACAUGCCUUUUGAGAACGCAAGCCACAGCUGCUACAGCCUGAAGUAUUUGAAAACUUUUGAAAUACAGCGUGUCUGACAAAGUUCAGUUUUUGUGUGAAUGAAAGUUUUGAGGUGCUGUUUUUCAACCCUAAUCUUUUCAACAAGAAUGAAACUAUUUAAAAAUUAAGAUGCCAACAGAUCACGAGGAGCCCUGUGGUCCCAGUCACAGGUCAUUUUGCCUGAAUGGGGGGAUUUGUUAUGUGAUACCUACUAUUGCCAGCCCAUUUUGUAGGUGCGUUGAAAAUUACACAGGAGCACGUUGUGAAGAAAUUUUUCUCCCAAGUGCCAGCAUCCAAACCAAAAGUAACCUGCUUGUAGCUUUUGUGGCAUUGGCUGUUCUGGUCACCCUCACCAUUGCAGCUCUCUACUUCCUUUGCAGGAAGGGCCACCUCCAGAGGACUAGCUCAGUCCAGUGUGAUGUCAGCCUGGGAGAGAUGAGCAGGACCAAUGCCCACCACAGUCAUGGAGGAUACUGAAGAAACAGUGUGAACUACAGCAGUUUUCACCUAACAACAGUAGAAAGUGAAAUACCAUAAGCAUUAAUCCACCUAAACUGAAAAUCAAGUUUAUCUCCUGACAUCGCAUGAUUUCCCAUGGAAAGAAUUUAAAGUCUUCUGUUCCCA